Messenger RNA from Apodemus sylvaticus (European woodmouse), 5450 nucleotides. RefSeq names its product ZFP1 zinc finger protein (gene Zfp1). The record is from RefSeq and is a predicted model, not a curated record. Lineage: Eukaryota; Metazoa; Chordata; Mammalia; Rodentia; Muridae. The coding region runs from base 537 to 1781 and encodes 414 amino acids. Gene Ontology annotation, biological process: regulation of cytokine production; negative regulation of transcription by RNA polymerase II; regulation of immune system process. Gene Ontology annotation, molecular function: RNA polymerase II cis-regulatory region sequence-specific DNA binding; DNA-binding transcription repressor activity, RNA polymerase II-specific. The transcript has 3 exons.
AUCUUUAAAAAAAAUAAGGAAAGAAAACAAAAACGCAUUCUUAACAAAACAAGAAACACUCAAGUCAAUCAAAAUCCUUUCUGCAACUGGUCAUGUGGCCUUAUCUGGUAUUUAUCACUGCUUUCCUCAGCUGAUCAGUUGUAUUUCCUCCACCCUCAGCUAGCAGGUCAUGGCCCUCUUCCUGGAAGAGUGACUCAUAUUUUGAUUCCUGAGGGGAAUGUUCCCUUUGUCAUCCUGCCUGGGUUAGGCUGGUAUAGUUUCCCAUUGACUUUCAUCAUAGGACAUGGUAGCAACAAGAGAGGCCCUAAAGGAUCUUCUACACUCCAGAUCUAAUCUUUCUUACCUCCAUUGGGAGGGGCAAUCCAAAUCUCUUUUUAGUAAUCUGAACUCGUCACCUCUCCUAACACUGUCACUUCUUUCGUAGUCUGCUGGUUUCUGGCAUUAGAAGCCUUCAGGAGGAAGUCUGCUUCAGCUGAGUGAGAUAUUUGUUGUGUCUCACUGCAAGAGCACUUCCCCCAUCUGGAACCAAAACUUCUAUGCCAACAGAACUUAAGCUAAUCACUUCAGAAGGAACUGUGUCACCUCAGGGAUCCGUUUCUUUCACUGAUGUAACUGUGGACUUCACCCAGGAGGAGUGGGAGCAACUGGACCCCUCGCAGAGGAUUCUGUACAUGGAUGUAAUGCUGGAGAACUACAGCAACUUACUUUCAGUGGAGGUGUGGAAGGCUGAUGACCAGGUGGAGAAGGACCCCAGAGACCCACAUAAGCAGGCGAGGUUACUUACAACCCUCAAGAACCAACCACCAACUGAAGAAAGAGGCAAUCUCUUUGGAAAGACAUUAAAUCUGAACACAGACUAUGUUUCGUUAAGACAAGUUCCCUAUAAAUAUGAUUUAUAUGAAAAGACUUUGAAGUACAGUUCAGACUUACUUAGCAGUAGAAGCUGUGUAAGAAAGAAAGACGGCUGUGGUGGAUUUGGGGAACCACUUCUGUACCUGAAGCAAGAGAAGCCCCAUGCUGGACUGGAAUACUCUGAAUAUAAUGGAAACGGAAGGGUUCUCAGCCAUAAGGACGCCAUCUUUAAACAUCAGAAAAUUAAGAGGUUGGUUCAGCCUUUCGUCUGUAAUUACUGUGACAAGGCCUUCUCCUUCAAGUCGCUACUUGUUAGUCACAAGAGGAUCCACACAGGAGAAAAGCCCUAUGAGUGUAACGUGUGCCAGAAAACCUUCUCCCAUAAGGCCAACCUCAUCAAACAUCAGAGAAUUCAUACUGGAGAGAAGCCCUUUGAAUGUCCUGAGUGUGGAAAAGCAUUUACCCACCAGUCAAACCUCAUCGUGCACCAGAGAGCACAUAUGGAGAAGAAGCCCUAUGGAUGCAAUGAAUGUGGGAAGACAUUUGCUCAGAAGUUUGAACUCACCACACACCAGAGAAUUCAUACAGGAGAGCGGCCCUAUGAGUGUAAUGAAUGUGCAAAAACCUUCUUUAAGAAAUCAAACCUCAUCAUACAUCAGAAAAUUCACACAGGGGAGAAACGCUAUGAGUGCAGCGAGUGCGGGAAGUCGUUCAUCCAGAACUCGCAGCUCAUCAUCCACAGGAGAACUCACACUGGGGAGAAGCCCUAUGAAUGCACUGAGUGCGGCAAGACGUUCAGCCAGAGGUCAACACUGAGGCUACACUUGAGAAUCCACACGGGAGAGAAACCCUAUGAGUGUGCAGAGUGUGGGAAAGCCUUCAGCAGGAAGUCUCGACUCAGUGUCCACCAGAGGGUCCACGUGGGGUAGUGCUGAGGCUGCAAGCAGACUGCAGAAAACCUGUCAGGCCCGAGUUCUCCAGUGAGAGGAAGCCCUCGUGAAGAUACUAAUGGAAAUUGACUUGGGAAAUUCUGUUGACAUGAUCUAUCUCAAAAACUUUAGAAAAAAGGAUACCUAAGAAUAUUUUACUGAGGGCUGGAGAGAUGGCUCAGCAGUUAAGAGCACUGGCUGCUCUUCCAGAGGUCCUGAGUUCAGUUCCCUACAACCACAAGGUGGCUCACAACCAUCUGUAAUGGGAUCCGAAGCUGCCUUCUGGUGUGUCUGAAGAGAGAGACAGUGUACUCAUAUACAUAAAAUAAAUAAUUUUUUAAAAAAAAUAUUAUACUGAAAGUUAUAUCCAGCUAAAGAGUACAUAUCCAAAUAUAUGUAUGUAUUUCAGUAUGUAUGUAUUCAGUCCAAUCGUAAAUAGACAUAGCCAGCUGUUUCCAUGAGCUUUCUAGCUUUUUGUGCUUCUGGGGAUCAAAUCUAGGGUCUUGUCUGCUAGGCAAGAUUCUUUUUUUAAAAAACCACUGAUCUAUAUCUGCAGUUCACAGUGAAUUUUUAAAAACCUUGAAUGACUUGCAUAUUCUAAGAGGAAAUAUAAAGCAUAUAUAGACAGUACCUUAGACAUUUUUAUGUAAGGAUAUGCCACAAAACACAAAUUGUUUUAAAUCUGUUUAUAUGAGUUUAAUAGCUACUGAAAAUUUGAAAUUCUCACCUAUGAUAAUUGCAUCACAGCAAAAGGUUUCCACACUCAGCAUCAUGUGUAUGUCAGUACCUUUCCCAGCCAGCGCACAUCCAAAGGAAAAACGUGAUGGAUCUUAAAGUAGCACUAGACUCUUUCCCACUAUAGCUGCCCUGUACGUGUUGGUGUGACCAUUGUUACUGGCUGCCUGGUCACUAAAGAAAAGGCAGUAUUGCCGGGUGGUGGUGCACGCCUGUAAUCCCAGCACUCUGGGAGGCAGGCAGAUUUCUGAGUUCUGAGUUUGAGGCCAGCUUGGUCUACAGAGUGAGUUCCAGGACAGCCAGGGCUAUACAGAGAAACCCUGUCUCCAAAAAAGAAAAAAGAAAAAAGAAAAAGAAAGAAAAGAAAAGGCAGUAUUGUUGGAAUUCUAACCUGCUUCUGGGUCUGAAGAUUUUCUGAAGCAUUAUUAAAUGUGCAAAAGUCUGAGGUAAUUCACAUCUAGAGGGAAAGGAGGCAGGUCUGCUCUGACUCAGUACACACUACAGAAUAGACCUGUGUUCUGACUCAGGGUGCGAUAUAGAAUAGAGGUGUGUUGUGCUCUGACUCAGGGUGCACUGCAGAAUAGACCUGUGCUGUGCUGUGCUGUGCUGUGCAGGGAGUGUCUCUCUCACGCUCCUCUCCUUUCUCCGAGGCAUUUACAUGCAUGUGCAUGUCUAGUUCCAAAAUAACCUGCACCUCAGAAAACUAUGUUUGUAUGUUUCUGUCAUUUCUUAAUAAUUUAUGAAUUAUCAUUCAGAAAAAUGGUUGGGGUGCUGUGUCACUCACAAAUGUUACAUUUCACAGACUUUAAAGAAAAAACUGAAAAUCUGUUUCAUUGCUUUUUUGAGUUUCCAUGUACAUAAUCCAUUUUAGAAAUUGUUUUUGCUGUGUCUUUUAAAAGAGGUAAUUUUGCUUUUGGAACCUGCCCCAGCCUUAGCCGCCACCUUGUCUUUUAGUGUUCACAAGAUUUGAGACUCACAGUUCCACAGGGUUAGAGUCCAUGGCCAUCAUGGGAUUUGGGGAGCACAGCAGCAGGCAACCUUAAGAUGGAGUAGAGCUUAGAGCUCGCCUCCUGAGACACAGGCACAGGAGAGCAAGCUAACUAGGUGUGGUGUGGUCUUUAGGACGUGGCCCCACCUCCAGUGACACACCUCAUCCUUCCCAGACAGCUCCACCAACUGGAGACCCAGUAUUAAAACAUACGAACCCAUAAGGGCCUUCUCAUUCAAACCGCCACAGUAAAUCAGACUUCAGUGUUCUCCAUAGAGUGGUGCACACCUUUAAUCCCAACACUUGGGAGGCAGAGGCAAGCAGAUCUAAGUCUGGUCUACAUAGUAAAACCCUGUUUGAACAUAAACAAUGUUUUUCCAUAACUGAAAGAUGGUAAUUUGAAGCUGGGUUUCAUAUCACAAGUUGAGCUUUUUUUUUUUUAAUUAUGCAUUAGAAUCAGAAGUGGAAACCGCACUGGAUCUUAUUUUUAACAUUUUAUGUAUGUGGGUGGUUUUGCCUGCAUGUUUGUCUGUGGGCCAUGUACAUGCAUGCAGUGCCUACAGAGGCCAGAAGAGGGCACUAGAACCCCUGUGCAUGCAGUGCCUACAGAGGCCAGAAGAGGGCACUGGAACCCCUGUGUAUGCAGUGCCUACAGAGGCCAGAAGAGGGCACUGGAACCCCUGUGCAUGCAGUGCCUACAGAGGCCAGAAGAGAGCACUAGAACCCCUGUGCCUGGAGUGAGAGACCAUUGUGACCCUACCUGUGGGAAUGGGAACUGAACCCUGGGUCCUCUGGAGAAGCAGCUAGUGAGCCAACUCUCCAGCCCCCUGGAUUUUUAUUUUUGAAGACAGCUGAUUCUAUCUUUUAAAAUUAAGAAAAGAAACAUACACUCAUACUCUCUUCAUACCAGAAAGUUCAUUCCUAGCAAUCUGAACUUUAACAAAACAAAACAGGGUCACUACUAAGACUUUAUGUUAACCGAGUUAUAGCACAGUUUUGGUUUAGGAAAGUUUACCACUUAAAAAUGAGUGACACGUUUUCACUGAACAGUGUGUAGGAGGGAACUCGCAGAUCAGAUGAGAAAAUAUGAGCGUAGGACAGUUUGUUUUUUUCAAAUAAUGAUCCAGAGACCUACAUCCGUGUGUCGGAGUAUCUCUCUCUUCCCGCCCGGCUCCCGGGUUACAGGAAGACGCCCAGCUUUUUAUGUGGGUGCUGCCGGCAAGCUUGCCCCCUCUGCUUUCAAGGCUAGCACAUCACAAAGCCAGCCCCCAGCCCCAGCGCGUUUUCUUUAUGACAUGCUUUAUAUCAGUCUUGAUCUUCAGACCCCACACCUCUGACUCGUCAAUCCCGGCACAUCCGGGUCCCAGACAGAAUACAGGGCAGCCAUGGAAGACCACGGUUUCCAGCUUUCCCUCAGAGGCUGCAGGGACCACUCGAGCAAGACCCUGUGUGCAUGUGUUGAGCUCACGUUUGGCCAAGAUCAAGUCCAGAUCUGCAUUCUCUACCUCAGUCCCAUGUCUUCUCCAUCCUCCCCCCCCCACAACUGUCGUAGGAGACUGAAUCUGCCCUUGUAGCUGUGUCCAUGACAGUCCCUUACAAAUGGUUUUUCUCUGUGUUUAUGGGCAUCACAUGGGAAGGAAUGAGGGCUACCAAGGGAUCAAGUCACUGACUCCAGCUAACCCAGACAACAUCACUGUUUGUGAAGCAGUCGCUGUGUGUGUGUGUGUGUGUGUGUGUGUGUGUGAUACUUAUGGUGGACAGCCGUUCUAUAGGGUUGCUUUCAACCUCUGUUUCAUUGCUUUUGGCAAAACAUUAGGGUCACGAGCAUGGAAUACAUAAUUUAAGAUUACAGGUUGUACAGGGAAUCUAAGGAAGUCCAAUGGCAAUAAAGUUGGACCAUUACAUUGUUCUCUCAAACAAUUAAACAGGCUGAGUACACAGCAGGA